Messenger RNA from Microdochium trichocladiopsis, 702 nucleotides. RefSeq lists its product as uncharacterized. The coding region runs from base 1 to 702 and encodes 233 amino acids. The record is from RefSeq and is a predicted model, not a curated record. The transcript has 2 exons. NCBI's taxonomy places the organism in Eukaryota, Fungi, Ascomycota, Sordariomycetes, Xylariales, Microdochiaceae.
AUGGCUCGUGUCAGAGCCCACAAGAUGGCAUCCCCUCCACCCCUCAAGAAGCGAAGCGACAGGCAGAUGCAUGCCAGCGUGUACAUGCCCUCUGACUGGUCUGACAACAUCCUCGACACACUACGCAAGCUCGCCCUCAGCACCGCCCUACAACACGCCAUUGUCCGGGUAGGCUACCACGCGGCCCUACUCAAGAUCAGCAGGCUGUUUGUGCGCCUUGCAAGGACCGUUACGACCGAAGUGCAAAAUCGAGCGGGAGCGCACCCACCAAAUCUCAAGGCGGUCUUGGGUCCCAUCAUUAACCGCCGCAACAAGAAGAGCUCGCUCAGUGUUGCAGCGUCUCCAGAAGCCGCACAUAGAGACUCGAGAGCCAGCAUUGUGGGCCUCCGGUAUGGCUCAGACACUUUGAGAAACCUGCCCAGUCUGCCACUGAGCUCGAGACGCGGGGCGGACCAGGAGACAAUGGUCAUGCACUUGGUGUCGCGGCGCUCGUCUACGCCGCCGCCUGAAGGCAGAGCGAGGUUGCCCGAUGCACGAGGGCUGUACCCAAGCAGUUCAAGACAUCGUUACCAGGGCCUCGAGAGCCUGUGCGACUACCGCCCAGGCUGCCCUUUGGCGCCCACCAGCGGCACCACUCCUACCACUGCCCGAGCACUCAGACGAAGCAAAAUUUGCCUCCAGCACCAUCACUGCUGUCUCUGA